AUGGAACCCGUCUCGCUGUUGAUCGGCAUCGUGCCAUUAUGCGCCCAGCUUGCCAAAACGACAACAACUAUUAACAACUUGAUCUCAUCAUACAAGUCUGCGGCACGAGAGCUGGAGGCACUGUCGAAUACUCUUGCAGAUGUGGCGAACGUUUGCGAAUCACUAGGAGAUAUCCUAUACAACUCUGAUACAUCGGAGUACCAUCCCAGUGAAGCACGGCUUUUUGCUGCACUGCAUGGCAGGAUUCAGGAGUGUCAUGACAGAUUAGCAGAUGUUCAAGACAUCAUUCAAAUUGUGAAUGGGAAACGGAGAGGACCAUUCAGAAAUGAAGGCUUGUUCUUGCAGUUUAAAGAUAAGAUCUCAUCCUGCACCAAGAGGUUGGACAAAUCUCUCUCAAGCCUCAAUCUUGUUUUGACGACAAGCAAUUUUAUUCGUUUGCUCCAGCCGCCCAGGAUGGAAGUCACUAUUCUUGAGGAAACAGACUCGCCUAGUCGCUUAAGUGCUGUUAUUGAGCCUGAUCGAGCUUCAAUUUCUGGCCGGUCUAUUAAGGUACCAUGGGUGGUUCGAGUCGACUACGGGUCAGGUAGCGUCGGCGAAAGGAUCCGGAACGCAUAUUUCGACGACGACCUAGAAGAGAUUCGGGAAUUACUCGUCCAACGUGUUAUAACACCCACAACACUACUUGGCUGGAACGACAAUUAUACUGACACCGGAUAUACCAUAUUAGGAUUAGCAGCAGCAUUAACAGCGCCACGUAUUCUAGCAUUUGCGAGGUCGCAAACGAAUAUGGUGGAGGAAAGAGAGCAAUUUCCUGACGGUCCUGGUGUAUUCAAACUCAUACAGGAAUCAUCUGACUUACAAUGUGCUGUCGACUACAUCAACAUGCGGAAGAAUGGGAUGAGCCCAGACGAACUAGACUCUGUACUGACUGGAGUUCUAACUUUAAGUCAACUAAAAGCUUGCAUAGAUGCGUAUUUAACCUGGUCCUCACCAGCCCGAGAUCGCUUUUACAAGGUUUUAGGAAGAAGUGUGCUUAAAGCCUUCUCUAACCAGCAUCUCUUGAAGCAUGAUGUGGGAGAUUGGGCGUCAUUCAUCUCAGAGCAUACUGCACGAGGUCUCGACAUAUACAGCGACCUUCACACCGACUUCUAUCAUAACGCCAGUACUUUGACUGUGAUUCCUCGACGUCCGGCCUGUCCAGAUGCAGCUGUUAGCAAUUUACACUUGUGGCUCGAUGUACUGGAGCUAGCAGGAGUAGAAAUUGGACAAUAUCUGGAAAUUGAAACACCACAGUGUUUUGCUACUUGGGCAGCGUCAGCAGCAUGCCAUAUGCCAGGGUAUCGCGAAGACGGGUCGUUGAUCAACCGGGUCUUGCAAGUACAGUAUUCAAAAGGCAGACGCAUCCCGUAUUGGCGAGAAGAGAUCAGUCGAGCAUGUGCUAUACGAGAACUCUUGGUAGAGUUUCCGCGUUUCCUACAUCGCGAAACCAUAGACACUUACGCCAACUGGAUGGAUACUAUGCGGCUCCGCCAAGCUUGGAAAGCUGGAGAGAACACAACAUUGAUUUACCCGGAGAAAACGACGUGGCCCGUUGCACCAAAAAUGGGAGACGAUCCACGACCACCAGACCUUGGGCAUCAAAUGGACGUGAACAUGGAGGUCAAGAGGGCAGUGGAAUGGUUGUAUCAUGAAUAUCAUCAGAGAAAAAGACGUCGCGAACGCAAACUGGAACGGAAAAUGCGGAAAGGGGCUGGAAACAAGAAGGCUCAUGGAAAAAUGUCAAUACCCGGUACUUGGGUGGACUAA
This is a messenger RNA of Fusarium coffeatum, 1806 nucleotides long. RefSeq lists its product as uncharacterized. The coding region runs from base 1 to 1806 and encodes 601 amino acids. The record is from RefSeq and is a predicted model, not a curated record. The transcript has 6 exons. NCBI's taxonomy places the organism in Eukaryota, Fungi, Ascomycota, Sordariomycetes, Hypocreales, Nectriaceae.